Messenger RNA from Physella acuta, 870 nucleotides. Its product is annotated as apoptosis regulator BAX. NCBI's taxonomy places the organism in Eukaryota, Metazoa, Mollusca, Gastropoda, Physidae. Gene Ontology annotation, biological process: intrinsic apoptotic signaling pathway in response to DNA damage; extrinsic apoptotic signaling pathway in absence of ligand; release of cytochrome c from mitochondria. Gene Ontology annotation, cellular component: mitochondrial outer membrane. Gene Ontology annotation, molecular function: BH domain binding. The record is from RefSeq and is a predicted model, not a curated record.
UUUAAAAUGGCUUCUCCGCCGACUGAAACUUUAAGACAAAGACAUUUAACCAAUAACUCUUUAGCAGAAGAAGGGAAAUUCUUGCUCUAUCACAAUGUCAAGUACCUGCUAAAGGAGAGAGACAACAUUGAAGUGGAUGUCAGCACAAACAAACAGGUGGAGACCCUCAUUCACAACAAGGGAAACUUCCAGCCUGAAUAUUUGCGAGAGUUUGCCAGGGCUAAUAAGCUGAUAGCUGAGGAGCUGGAGAGUGAUAGGAGAACACAAGAACUUAUCAAUAAAGUGCCAGAAGGAGCAGAGGAAGAAACCAUCACCAAAGUGGCUAAUGCCUUUAUCAACCUGGGAAACAUUACAUGGUCCAAGAUACUGGCUCUCUUUUACUUUGGCUACAAGCUUUGUCGAAAGUCCCUGACUCGCAUGUACCAGUACAUCAAGAUCUUUGGCAAUGUGCUGGCCAGCAAAAUUGUGGAUUGGAUUAAAACAAUGGGAGGAUGGCUUUCGUUUACAGUAAAACGGAAAGGAUUUCUAGGCAUCGAAUCAUUUUCUAGGCUUUCUCUACCUCUAGGGGUUGCCAUAGUGGGCGGAGCCUUAGUGGGAGGAGUUUUAGUUUAUAAAAGAUAUUCAUCUUAACUUUACUACCACUUAACCUGACCCUAACCUUUAACCUAAUCAAAAACCUUAACCUUACCAUAAACCUUAACUUUUACCUCACGUUUAACCUUUUCCAACCUUAAACGUGACUCUAGGUCUCAACCUGACCUUAACCCUUAACCUGACCUUAACCCUUAACCUGACUUUUACCUUUAAUUCUUUGUCUAGUGCUAGAGCCUUGUUGUGGCCUGGCAGCUAUACCAGCGGGAGUGUAAACUC